AUGCAGGCCUCCCGCCUCGCGCUCCGCAGAGCGCCUCGCCGACCCUUGCGCCCGCCCAGCCUUUCGCUCCAGUCGCCCGCCUCGCGCCCCUUCACCCACAACUCGCAACUCCUCAUCCUCGCGCGCUCUGUGGGGCCGCGCCCGCAGCUGCCCUUCCUACAUCCUCCGUCCGUCGCCAAUGCAUCGCUGCGCCGUCGCCAGCCCAUCGGCCAAUGGCAGAUUGCGCGCCUUCUGACCACCGAACGCAAGAAGUACAUCAAGGAACAGGUGUGGCUGGCCGGGAAAUGGACCGCCUUCUUGUGGACCUCGGCCGGUCUUCUUUUCAUCGCCGCCUUUGGUGUGCAGAACGAGCUUCUUGAGCGCCAGACCCCCAGCCCGCGCGAAUGGAGCGCCAUCAGCCGGAUGAAUUAUCGCAGCGCGCGCGCCCAGGAGGACCCGGAAUUCUGGCCUUCGGGAAUGACGGAUUGGGCGAGCACUGGCAGCAUGUACAAGGAUGUGCUGGACCGCCUGGAGGACCCUAGCAUUGAUGGAGCCGGGACCAAGGACCAGGAUGAGGGCGGCCUGCUGGUCCCGGGUGUAGGAAAAGCAGGUCUGGAUGUCUCUGCCAAAAGCGAAGCGUGGCGACGCGGCUAUCAUGAAGUUUUGAUGGGCUGCGCCAAGGCCGCCGAGCAUCUGGAAGGUUGGGUCAAGGACACCACACGCCGCAUUAGCUUCCCGCCCGAAGUGGUUAUUGGACCUUCUAACCCGAAUCCCCGGCCUUGCCCUCCGUAUGCCCACGAGGCCCCGUUAGAGGAAAACUGCGUACCCGCCUUCGCGGGGCCGGAAACUUUCUACAUGAAGGUCAUCACCACCAAGGGUUUCUCGACAUCUCAGAGGCUUGAUGCCGCCCUUGCCUACGCUGAAUGGCUCGACACGCACGAUUUGCCUUCGAGCGCCGCCGAGAUGUACAAAUGGUCGUUCGACAUUGCCACUGCUGCCGUUGAAGACGCUUCAGACGUGGUUGACACUACUACUGGCAUCAUUCGCGACAGCCCUGGUGCUGCUGGUGUCUCUCCAAACAUCACCCGCGCCGCCACGGCUCUCGCUACUCACUAUGCUCGUCAGCAGGAGGUCAACAAGGCCCUCCCCAUCUUCCUGUCUGUGUUACGUGCUCGGCAUAACGCACCCCUGUCUCGAGGCACCGAUUCAUCCGCUUCGCUUUCUAGGCCGGCUAGUUCGGGAGUAGUUGGCACCCUACGCUCGAUCAUCAUGCCACCAUCCUACCCUCCGCCGCCUCCGACCGGCGACGAACCUCUCUCACGUACGCCUGGGACUAUCUGUGAUGAUGCUGCUUUGAAGACGUACAUUGGUGAGAUCCUCUUCGCGACCAGUUCAUCAUCGCGCGAUAAGGGGCUUUCCUGGACGCGGGAUGCAAUUGCCGAUGCAGAAUCCGGAGUCUCUCAGGACAACAACCUCAACGCGGGAGAGAAGGAGAGGUGUGCACAGUGCUUAGAGAUCGCGGUGGGGAAUCUGGAGAAGAUGGCUGGGGUAAUGGCCCGCGAAGAGAAGGCACAGAGAGAGGCGAAGAGGUCGAGUUGGUGGGGUGGCAAGCAAAAUGCGGCUGGUCCAGGAGAAUGGGAGACCGAGCAUAACAGCUUGCAAGAGAGGGUUCAGAAGCUGAAGCUGGAAGGGUUGAGGGAAAGGUUUGCGAGGGCCGGCAACGUCACGGGUGGCACGUGGAUAGGAUAG
Diplodia corticola is the source of this 1728-nucleotide messenger RNA. Its product is annotated as mfs maltose permease. The record is from RefSeq and is a predicted model, not a curated record. NCBI's taxonomy places the organism in Eukaryota, Fungi, Ascomycota, Dothideomycetes, Botryosphaeriales, Botryosphaeriaceae. Bases 1 to 1728 code for a protein of 575 amino acids. The transcript has a single exon.